Molecule: messenger RNA, 2164 nt
Organism: Drosophila gunungcola (fruit fly)
Lineage: Eukaryota; Metazoa; Arthropoda; Insecta; Diptera; Drosophilidae
Gene: st
Product: protein scarlet
Exons: 7
Coding region: 72-2063 (663 amino acids)
Biological process (GO): transmembrane transport
Cellular component (GO): plasma membrane
Molecular function (GO): ATP hydrolysis activity; ABC-type transporter activity; ATP binding
Source: RefSeq, a predicted model, not a curated record
CAGCUGUGGCACGCUUCGGUUGAGAAAAAUCGGAUUCCCCAGAAGUGAUAUCUAAGGUAAGGCCAGAGAUUAUGUCGGACGCAGAUAGCAAGCUGAUCGAUGUGGAGGCACCGGAGCAGCAGGAGCUGCAGUUGAUGCCAGUGGGCAGCAGCAUGGAGGUGCCCAGUUUGGACAGCACUCCCAAGCUAUCGAAACGGAAUAGUUCGGAAAGGAGUUUGCCCCUCAGAAGCUACAGCAAGUGGUCGCCCACGGAGCAGGGAGCCACUUUGGUGUGGCGCGAUCUCUGCGUGUACACCAAUGUUGGGGGUUCCGGCCAGCGGAUGAAGCGGAUCAUCAACAAUUCUACUGGUGCCAUUCAACCGGGCACUCUGAUGGCCUUAAUGGGAUCAAGUGGCUCUGGGAAAACAACACUUAUGUCGACGCUCGCCUUUCGACAGCCGGCCGGGACCGUGGUCCAAGGCGACAUUCUUAUAAACGGCCGCCGCAUCGGGCCCUUCAUGCACCGCAUCAGCGGCUAUGUCUACCAGGAUGACCUCUUCCUCGGAUCGCUGACUGUACUCGAGCACUUGAACUUUAUGGCCCAUCUACGUCUGGAUCGUCGAGUGUCCAAGGAGGAGCGUCGCCUCAUCAUUACGGAGUUGCUGGAGCGAACCGGCCUUCUGUCGGCGGCCCAAACGCGAAUCGGCAGCGGCGAUGACAAGAAGGUCCUGUCGGGGGGAGAACGGAAACGAUUGGCUUUCGCCGUGGAACUGCUCAACAAUCCGGUAAUUCUGUUCUGCGAUGAGCCGACCACGGGAUUGGACUCCUACAGUGCCCAGCAGCUGGUGGCCACGUUGUACGAGUUGGCCCAGAAGGGCACCACCAUCCUGUGCACCAUCCACCAGCCGAGUUCGCAGCUCUUCGACAACUUCAACAACGUGAUGCUGCUGGCCGACGGACGGGUGGCCUUCACCGGAUCCCCUCAGCACGCGCUGAGUUUCUUUGCCAAUCACGGAUACUACUGCCCGGAGGCCUACAAUCCGGCGGAUUUCCUCAUUGGCGUCCUGGCCACCGAUCCGGGAUACGAGCAGGCCUCGCAAAGAUCGGCUCAACACCUUUGCGAUCAGUUUGCCGUCAGCUCGGCGGCAAAGCAGCGGGAUAUGCUGGUGAAUCUGGAGAUACACAUGGCCCAAUCGGGCAACUUCCCUUUCGACACGGAGGUGGAAUCCUUUAGGGGCGUGGCAUGGUACAAGCGAUUCCACGUGGUGUGGCUGAGGGCAUCGCUAACGCUGCUCAGGGAUCCCACGAUCCAGUGGAUGCGGUUCAUCCAGAAGAUCGCCAUGGCAUUCAUUAUCGGAGCUUGUUUCGCCGGCACCACGGAACCUUCGCAGCUGGGAGUGCAGGCGGUUCAGGGAGCGCUUUUCAUCAUGAUUUCGGAGAACACCUACCAUCCCAUGUACUCCGUGCUCAACCUCUUUCCCCAAGGUUUUCCGCUGUUCAUAAGGGAGACCCGAUCCGGACUUUACUCCACGGGCCAAUAUUAUACGGCCAACAUUUUGGCCUUGCUUCCUGGAAUGAUAUUAGAGCCCCUGAUAUUCGUUAUAAUCUGCUACUGGCUGACCGGUCUGAGGUCCACCUUCUAUGCCUUCGGAGUGACGGCCAUGUGUGUGGUGCUGGUGAUGAAUGUGGCCACAGCCUGUGGCUGCUUCUUCUCCACAGCAUUCAAUUCAGUUCCCCUGGCCAUGGCUUAUUUGGUGCCGCUGGAUUACAUAUUCAUGAUCACCUCGGGUAUCUUUAUACAAGUGAACUCCCUACCAGUGGCAUUUUGGUGGACACAAUUUCUCUCCUGGAUGCUGUAUGCCAAUGAGGCUAUGACCGCUGCUCAGUGGUCCGGAGUGCAGAAUAUUACCUGCUUCCAGGAAAGUGCUGACUUGCCCUGUUUUCACACAGGUCAGGAUGUGCUGGACAAGUACAGCUUCAAUGAGAGUAAUGUCUACCGCAAUUUACUGGCCAUGGUUGGGCUCUAUUUCGGGUUCCAUCUACUGGGAUAUUACUGCCUUUGGCGACGAGCCCGAAAACUAUGAGAGCUCUCAGUCCUAGUGCUGUAAAUAUAAUAACUACGAAGCUAUGAAAUUAUCCAAUAAAUAAUGCGUAGAUUUUUCAAAUUAAUAGCGCCAUUUAUUAA